AUUGUCUACAGAAGUCCUUAACUUGCGCAAGCACGACCUUAACAGGUUAUUGACCCGAAGUAAACUUUCCCCUUGCCCAUUGAUCAUUAACUCGCCCAACCUUACAGAGCAAACAUUGCACAUGACGUAUACGCAGCUACCGUCACAUGUGGGUGGGAGCCAGUCAGUGGCCAAAAUGGCAGCCAAUAUAACAAACAGUACAGUGUACUGCUUUACGGUGGACACUGUAUCUUUCUCCGACUAUGCUCUCAUCGUGGCGAUCCCCAUCCUUCUGCUGCUCUCGUUCCUGGAGAGCCGGGGCGAUGGAGGGCGUCGCAGCGGGAGUGGAGGCAGCAGGUGCCGCCGGCCGGGCUUGCUCGUCCCGGUGAACUUCCUCGACACGGGGCGAAACCGCUGGGCCUACGCGAUCACACUGGGCGCCUCCACCAACAUGUGCGUGACUCUGUUCAACGGGUCCUUCGGUGAUCACUUCGACAAGUGGUUUAAACUGCCCGACAACGACUCGAAGCCAUGGCUACAGCAACUCAUCGCCCUGGUUUCUGCCAUGGAGGUUGGACUCGUGUAUUUUCCCUUCCUGGCCUGCCUGAAAACCAGGUACAGAAUGGUCGGCUUACCUCUCGGACUUUGCUACUCAAUCAUGUGGUUCGUUGUGUACGUCCUAGAACACAUGGGGUGCCUCAACAAUCCCUCCUUUGUAUCAGCAGAGUUAGAAAUAACCUUACCGGGCGCUAUUUGCCACCUUAUCCUAGUCGUAAAAUUCGCUGAACUGUCUGUGUCGUGUUGUAAGAACUUCUGGACUAAAGGAUGUCGUAGUGUCGUCGACGACGACUUCGACAAAGUCGCGGGGGACAGCGACUUUCGGUACGUCCGACGGCUCUUUGCAAAGACGAGGCCCGACACAGGACCCGUUCCGUGGUACAAGUGGUAUUUUCGGAAGUACACCCGUGCGGAGGACGGGGUCCGUUUUUCGGCACGCAUGACGACAACCAUGGUGGUGUCUUUCCUUUGCCUGUAUUCUCUUGCAGUUCUCGAGAUGGAAAACGGCGCCGUCCUCAUUGAGUACAUACGGCAGCAAUCCAAACCUAUUGCUCCAAGGAUCGACCAUCUUCUGUACGCUUUCAAGGUGUCGUGGAUUGUGUCCGGGGUAGCGGCUCUCCUGAUCCACAUCGCUUACAUCCUCGUCAUCAUGGUGAACUACCGUAAGCACAUGCGGGCUCUGUAUCGGGGGGAUGUGUCCUGGAUGCCGAGCAGUUUCCAGCCAAGCACCGCGAACUCUAUCUACUCCGGUAUGAAGUACUCCGGCACGCAGAUAGCCUUCAUUCUGUGGGGUUUUAUCGUCCAACAGGCGACACUUCUCUUUAUCUGCGCCAUUAUCUAUGGCCUUGUCAGUUAUCCGAAUUUCAUUGUUCGGAUUCUGCAGUACAUAGGGCCGACGUUAGGUGUCACCGCUGCAACCUUGGCCGUUCAGAUGUCCCUCUCGGCCUUCGUGUUCUCUCAUGACAAAAUCAACCCGAGCGACGAGGACCGCCCGUUGGCCAUAGACAACCGGAAGCUCUACCACGUCACUUCCUACUUCCUGUUCUUCUUCAACGUCAUGGUGGGGCUGUUUACGUCACUGCUGCGGGUGCUGCUGUGAGGGUUUCUGGGCGGGAUGUCGCAGGCCAGGAUCGACCGCAGCGUCCUCAUGCCCGGGUUCGAGAACUGGGACGUCGGCUUCAGGUCGUACCUGGACAUGCUGCGGAUCGAGGUUUGCCACAACCACCCCGUUCUAUUGGUCUUCUGUCAACGCUUGCUGAACGCAGCGAAACGCAAACACCGCGAAAUGCUUGAGAUCAAGACAUGGCCAGGAGAUGAAGACCCUCAAUUAAGACCCCUUCUCGUCGAUGUAGACUUUACCUUCAAGUCCAGCGACGUUUUUGCCAACAAACGUUCCAAGUUCAAGUGGCUUGUGCUGUACACCGUCUUAAGAAACCCGACAGUCGUCGGCUCAAGAAAGCACGUCAUCAGUAUGGAGGAGGUCGAGCGAGACCAUGUCUACAGGUUCUUAGCUGAGAGACUCUUUGUUGCAAAGGCAAAAGGCGAACCUAGCAUGAAUGAGCUCUACCAGGGUGCUGGAAAUUUUCGCGUGAAGUCGCUUGAUAGAUCGUAUGGCACAUUCGGAGACACGGAAAUGUACAACAAGGCACGUGCAGGCCUGCAGCGUUCUCUAUCCCUACAGACUCAAUUCCGCUACACAACAGACGGUGGGGUUGUAAGGGGGUCAGGUCACCGAGCAAAAAUGGCGACGGUGAAUGCUUCGAACGUAUCUGUGGCGUCAAACACGACGGAAUCCUGCGUCCUUGUCGACACCUUCACAUUCUCCCAUUACUCUGCCGCCGUCGCGGCUGUCAUCCUCGUAUUCCUGUCGCUGUUCGAGAAGCGGACGAGUCGCCGGUGUUGCCGGGGAGACGACGACUGCACCGGCGGCAGGCCGGCCCUGCUCGUCCCCGUGAACUUCCUCACCACGGGCCGGGACCGCUGGGCCUACGCCUACGCCCUGGGCGCCUCCACCAACAUGUGCCUUCUCCUGUUCUUCAACGCGUUCCAGGACAAUGCUACCGGGUUUUAUGUCAGCUCGUCAGAUUCCGAGACCACUGAGACAAGCGCCUGGGUCAGUCAACUGAUCGCCCUCGCUUGCGCCGUCGAGGUAGGCCUUUGCUUCUUCCCCUUUCUCGCGUGCCUAAAGACCAGGUACCGGCUCAUUGGCGCUCCCAUAGGCCUGGGAUACUCCUUAGUAUGGCUGGCUGUGACUGUGAUAGACACCGUACAGUGUAUCGGCGAACGCUCGGCCUGGGACGUUAGUUCAACCCUCUCCACCUCUGCCGCCUACAUGGGUCUGCUGACGUCUCUUCCAGUCAUUGUUUGCCUCUCCAUCCUAGUGGUUAAGUUUACCCUCCUGAUAGUGGGCAGUUUCAAGUCGUGGUGUAAGGAGGGACGCGGCAGCCUCGUCGACAAGGAUUACGAGAAGAUCGCUCAAGACUUUGACUUCCUGUACGUCAGAACCCUUCUGAGGAAGAAGGAGGAACCUGAAAAGCUGCCCUGGUAUCGGCGGUGCUGCAGACGUAAGCCCGACGACGGCUUCCGCUUCUCGGCGCGCAUGACGACCACCAUGGUGGUGUCUCUACUCUGUCUGUACGAGUUCGCCGUGGCCGAGAUCCAAUCCGUCAGCAUCGGCCUUGAGGUUCUCCGCAGAGUCUACCAGAACGUCACGCAAAAUUUCCUGGAGAUCAACGGUCAGGUCGUGGUGGGGGCAAACACAACGGUGUCGAUCGACAACGUGCUCUUCGCAACACAGGUGUCGUGGAUCGUGUCGGGAGUGACGGCUUUCCUAAUCCACAUCGUGUACGUCCUCGUCAUCAUGGGCGCGUACCGGCGGCACGUGCGGCUGCUGUACCGGGGGGACAGGUCCUGGAUGCCCGCCAACUAUCAGCCCAGCACCCCGGUCUCCAUCACGGCAGGGAUGAAGUACUCGGGGAGCCAGAUAGCCUUCAUCUUGUGGGGAUUCAUCAUACAGCAGUUGACGUUCCUGUUGAUCUGUGCGGCCGUGUACAUCUGUAUCCUGUUCCCGGACCUGCUGUUGUGGCUGCUGGACUAUUUCGGCCCCGUCACCGCCGUCAGUCUCACCACGCUGAUCAUACAGAGGGUUAUGGCAACGGUGCUGUUCUCACAGAGCAAGAUCAACAAGAAGGACAAGGACAAGCCCCUCGCCAUAGACAACCGUCGGCUGUACCACAUCACGUCAUACUUCCUGUUCUUCUUCAACCUGAUGGUGGGCUUCUUCUCCUCCGUGUGGAGGCUGCUGUUGGGCGGCUUCAUGGGCGCCAUGCUGCAGGCACGGAUAGAUCACAGUGUGCUGAUGCGCAUCAUAGAGAACUGGGACUCCGGCUUCAAGUCUUACCUGGGGAUGCUGCGGAUCGAGGUGGCGCACACGCACCCGGUUCUACUCGUCUUCGUGCAGCAGCUGGUGGAUGCCACAAAGACUACGAAAAGGUGGUCAACCUCCGCAUCGUGGAAGAACGACACAGCCAAGACGGACGUAGUAAAGAUGUCUGUACAGAGCAUCGAAGAUGGGCAAGACUUCAAACAACGAGACUCUUCCUCUAGACUGUCGCGAGCGCGGUUCAAGUGGUUGGUACUGUACACCAUCUUCAGGAACCCCGACAUCAUCAACACCAGGAGAAAAGUACUGGAAAUGGAGGAGGUAGAGAAGAACGCAGCGUACGAGUUUCUCGUGGAAAGGAUUCUUGCGUCUAAAGCUGUAAACGCGCCAGAAGGUACCAAGUCCUACAGUUCAGUGGACGUGGAUACAAGGAGUCAACGUACCAACAGAACGAGUCUGGGCAGGUCAACGCAAUCUCUUAUCAAAGUAGACUGA
Molecule: messenger RNA, 4414 nt
Organism: Branchiostoma floridae (Florida lancelet)
Lineage: Eukaryota; Metazoa; Chordata; Leptocardii; Amphioxiformes; Branchiostomatidae
Exons: 11
Biological process (GO): vitamin A import into cell
Cellular component (GO): plasma membrane
Molecular function (GO): retinol transmembrane transporter activity; signaling receptor activity
Source: RefSeq, a predicted model, not a curated record